GGGGGUGGAGUGUAAAGUGCGAUACAAAAUAUAUCAAUCUGGAUUAGUUUGUAAAUUUAAUCAGUGACUGACUGAAGUGUAAGAUACAAGUUGUGCAAUAGCAAGGUGAUAAAGUGGGCAACGUGAACUUUUGAUUGUGUUUUGGACUUUAAAAAAAAAUCAUUUUUUCAUUCCACGCUUUUUGUUGAAGAAACAGUCAAGAGAAACAUGCACAAAGUCUUCCUCGUGUUGUUUUUAUUUGCCUCCGUCUACUCUGAGUCGGUGCGGGAGACUGAGACAUGGAUGCCCAUGAAGAUGACCCAAGCCGUGUCGCAUGACGAGCUUGUUGCGUCUGGUGACGCCCCCAACGGCUCCGACUUUGGCUUCCCCGAUGAGGAGCGCGACACAUUUGACAAUGAGGAUGAAACGGAUGAUGAAGACUUCUCUGGCUCUGGAGAUGAAGUAACUACUAUUACACUCAAGAAUGACAAAACCAUGACAAAGCCUGACAUGAACGACAACAAGAUCCCAGACCUGGACAGACCCCUGAUGUCCAAACCCACACCAAAUGAGUUUGAACAGGUCCAGAAGAACAAUGAAGUGUCUGUGCGGGGUGCUCCCAAACCCGAGGAGUACCCAUCAAACGUACUGAUGGCCCAUGCAGGGGAGGAGAGCGUCUUCAGAAAAACAGAGGUCUUAGCAGCUCUGAUUGCUGGUGGAGCAGUGGGGCUGCUCUUUGCCGUCUUCCUCGUCCUUCUGCUCGUCUAUCGCAUGAAGAAGAAGGACGAAGGCAGCUACGACCUGGGAAAGAAGCCCAUUUACAAAAAGGCUCCGACAACGGAGAUCUAUGCCUGAAGCCCACCUUCGCCGGGCCACCUGCCUGCUCCAGUGCCUCUCGAAAGCAAACCUCUCCUCUUGCCUGCAUACUGUAAACCCAGGAAGUCCCAGAGGGAGAAACCAUCAAACAAAAACUGCUUUUCCUAUUCCACCACAAGUUCUGAAGUGGUUCAUUUUGAAACGGAAUCAACAUUUUAACUGUCAGUUUUCCUAUUUUAUUUUGUUCUUUGCCCUACAGGAAAGAUAUUGGGAGAGGACCAUUUCAGCUGCCAAACAAUGCAGUACAACAUUUAUUUGUUUUAUAAAAAAUAUCAAUACUGCAGCGAAAUCUUGACUUUUCUCUCCCACACUGUUUUAUGACACUAACAAGGUGCAAUGACAACUUCACUCAGUGAGGUGAAAUGGUACAGAUAUUUAUUUUCCUCCACCCUACUCUGAACCUUGGUACCCAUACUGGUGCUACAGAAGUCUGUUACUGUAGCAUUUUCUUUUACAAUAUUUUUUAAAUAAUCCCUGUGUAGGGAAAUCGUGAAAGGUUCUGUUUAGAUUCAAAUGUAUUUUGUCAAACAGAUUAAGUCUGAAGUGAAUUCCAGAUUGAUGAAAAUAACUUGAUACAUGCUUGAUACACCCUAUCAAUAUAGCGGGGGCCAAUCAAACAUGCUUUUAGUCCUAGGACAAAUCGCUGUGUGAAUACACCCACUCCAUCCACAGACCACAAAAUUAUUUGUAAAAACGAGCAACACAACGACACAUACAUACAUGAUUGGUGAGCUCAGUUUUUUGCCAGACCUCAUCACAGUGAUUACAAUUCUUGUAAACUAAGCUAUUUGAACAGCUUAUGGACUAUCGCUGUUGACAUAACAAUAAUUAUCACUGCACAUGGACUGUACGCUUCAAGGGAUCUGUACAUAGCCAUUUUAAUAAAAUUCUGAACUUGGAACUUAGCCAUUUCUUGGCAGAUGUUUAUUUACCAAAUAUUUUAUACUUUGUCUAACAUUACUGUAAAUGCAUGGAAUAAUCGGUUUCUUCAUACCUAAGAAGUAGGGGUGUAAUGAUUCCCUGAUACAGAUCGGCCCUGGUUCAAAUGUUUGACAACCGUUCCAAAUGUAAAGUAGUAUGCAUGCAUCAGUCAGUCACUAAAUUGACAAAAAGCUAUCGAGGGCGGCAAUGUCCACCCGAUAGCUGGGUGGUAGAUGCCCAGUUUUCCUUAUGGCUCAGCUCUGGUGCCUACAUACACUAGACUUAUACGAUUUACACACACGUCAGCUGAGACCGAGCUCAUGAGCUCUAUCGGCAGCAGAUUUGAAUUUAGAAUGGGAAAUGAAUGUGUUUUAUGUAACAAAUGUUAGUGAACCGAAUCGCAUCGAUUUGUUCCUCUAAUCAAACUGAAUCGUACCGACUCGUUUCAAACUAAAACACAUCAUUCCUGUAUCGUAUCGUAGCCCAACUAUCUAGAUGCGUAUUGAAUCGUUGUGAAAGGGAAAGAUCCACAUCCCUACUAAGAAGCCUAUAGUGGGAAACACGUUUUAACUACCAAUGCUAGUACUAACUUUUUCUGUCCAAUGUUUUAGAAUACUUGUUCAAUUUAACUAUAAUUGUAUUGCCUUUCAGGUUGGGGCUUUUCCCCCUCUUAGCUGUUGUAUUUGAUUUAAAUGUUUUAUAUACACUAGUUCAAGAAGCAAAUAGUUUUAAAACUGUUUUAUUUUGUACAUUUUAAUUUUUUCUUGACAUUUUUAAGCCGUAUAUAUUUAUGUUUUGUAGAAGGAUUGCUAUGUAAUUGUUCAGGGGAACUGAAUUGAGCCAUGUGUCAUUUGCAUGGGGAAAAAUCUGCUGCUUUUGUCACAAGAUAUGUGAAUCACCAAUUGAGUGGAGAAGUCAAUGAAUCAUUGAUUUCUGCAUGCAUGUUCUGAUUUAUUUGGAAAUAAAGCUAUUUUUAUGCAUAUUAACUAAAAAAA
Molecule: messenger RNA, 2771 nt
Organism: Salvelinus sp. IW2-2015
Lineage: Eukaryota; Metazoa; Chordata; Actinopteri; Salmoniformes; Salmonidae
Gene: sdc4
Product: syndecan 4
Biological process (GO): cell migration
Cellular component (GO): cell surface; membrane
Source: RefSeq, a predicted model, not a curated record